Messenger RNA from Myripristis murdjan (pinecone soldierfish), 627 nucleotides. Its product is annotated as fibroblast growth factor 6. Gene Ontology annotation, molecular function: growth factor activity. The record is from RefSeq and is a predicted model, not a curated record. The coding region runs from base 1 to 627 and encodes 208 amino acids. The transcript has 3 exons. NCBI's taxonomy places the organism in Eukaryota, Metazoa, Chordata, Actinopteri, Holocentriformes, Holocentridae.
AUGGCCGUUGCGCAAAGGCUCCUCGUCAGUAUGUCCUGCGAGGCCGGCACGCCGCACUGGACGCUGACCGCGGUGGUUCUCCUGGGCUUUCUGCUGGGGAUCGUGUCAGCGUACCCUUUACCGAGCAGCAGGACAAAUGCAACUUUACUGGAGAAAAGAUGGGAGACCCUCUUCUCCCGCUCCGUACUGGGGAUCUCCGGGGAGAAACCGGAGCUGAACUGGGAGAGUGACUAUCUGCUGGGCAUCAAAAGAGUGCGGAGGCUCUACUGCAACGUGGGCAUCGGGUUUCACCUUCAGAUCCUCCCCGACGGCAGGAUAAACGGUGUACAUAAUGAAAACCAGUACAGUCUAAUAGAGAUCUCGACGGUGGAGAGAGGAGUGGUGAGCUUGUACGGAGUGAAGAGUGAGCUGUUUGUCGCAAUGAACAGCCGUGGAAGGUUAUACGGAACGACAGUCUUCCAUGACGAGUGCAAGUUCAAGGAGAGCUUGCUGCCAAACAACUACAACGCCUACGAGUCUUCGGUUUACAGAGGCUCCUACAUAGCUCUCAGCAAGCAUGGCCGUGUGAAGAGGGGCAACAAGGCCACCACUGCCAUGACUGUGACGCACUUCCUACCCCGAAUAUGA